This is a messenger RNA of Oxyura jamaicensis (ruddy duck), 1727 nucleotides long. RefSeq names its product ribonuclease H2 subunit B (gene RNASEH2B). The record is from RefSeq and is a predicted model, not a curated record. Lineage: Eukaryota; Metazoa; Chordata; Aves; Anseriformes; Anatidae. Gene Ontology annotation, biological process: ribonucleotide metabolic process; RNA catabolic process. Gene Ontology annotation, cellular component: ribonuclease H2 complex; nucleoplasm. Bases 88 to 960 code for a protein of 290 amino acids. The transcript has 11 exons.
GCCUCUCCUCGCCGCCCCGCUCCGCCCCGGCCGCCAUGUUGCGGCGGUGGCGGCGGCUGUGGGAGCUGCCGCCGGGGGUGGCGGAGCAUGCACGGCACGGAGCAGCGUCCCGCGGCCGCGCACCCUGCCCAGUGGGUGCUCGUUGCGCCAGAGGCUGCUACUGACCCCCCUAAGACACCUGACAGCGAACCUAUGUUUACAAGGUUACGCAGUCCAAGCACAGGGGAAGCAACCCUUUACUUAUUCAAUAGUGGUGCACAGCAGCUGUUUGAAGUUAAAGUUUUUCAUGAAGAAUAUCGUUCCUGGUUUAUAGGUGAGACUGUUCAACAAGAUGGGCGCCUGCUGUUCGUGACGCCGAUGGACCCCUUAUUUCUGAUACUUUAUUACCUCAGAAAGGCAGACAAGGAGCAACAAGGAAAGUUCCAGCCACUGGAUCAAGUUGUGCUAGACUCAGAGUACCCUUAUUGCCGAUUGCUGCUGAAGUGCGUAGAUGUUAAACAGUCCAUACAUCAUGUAACGGAAGAAAAAGAGAUUGGCAGUCAGAAAUUUCACAAGUACAGCCAAGAGAAGACGUUGAAGUGGUUAAAGAAAAAGGUCAAUCAAACAGUGAAAGCACUUAAAAGCAACAAUAUAUCUGUAGGUGAAAGGGUACAGGCAGCUACAUUUAUCAGCGGUAAACAGAUCACAGAUGCUGAAGAAGACUAUGUACGGUAUGCCCAUGGGUUAAUAUCAGAAUAUAUUCCUGAAGACCUGAGUAAGGAGCUGUCAAAAUACUUAGGUCUCCCAGAACUUACAAGCCCUGCACCAGAGCCACCAUUGAAGAAGGACAAUUCCGAGCACUGGAUGGUGUUGGGAAGGCAAGCAAGUAAGCAUGGCAUGGAUGUUUCAGUGGAAAACCAAGAAUGGGAGAGAGUUACAGUAGAAACAGGAGCUGCGAGAUGCCUGCACAAAGACAUCUGAAGAAGAAGUGAAAGGAGCAUAAGGAGACUCGCUAAUAUUAUUUUAACUUGCCAUAAUCUCAAAGCAGCUUUUAAAGUCUUUUUUUACGCACUUUCUGAAAACAAAUGCUUGAAGUUAGACAUGCCCUGUUCCAAGAAAAAGCAAAUCUCAGCAGAUUAACAUUGUUAAAUAUGCGGUGUGUUAAACAUACAGUGCUUCAAAUUUUAUAGCUUAUACACUAUUGGUCUAUCGGGCCCUUCCAGGAAAGCACUUACGAGCAUGCCUAAUGUUAAGCACAUGAGCAGUGUUCUUAAAGUCAGCAGUGUUGUUCCUGUGGGUAAGUGCUUUGCUGGAUCAGCGCCUAAAGUCCUGUUAGGUGCUGAGCAUCCUGAUCCAUAUCCAGCAAAGCACUUACGUCCACGCUUAUCUUGAAGUGGAAGAGCCGGUCUAACUAAUAUUUGUGCAUUAGCGUUUGCCAUAAAAAUCUCUCUUGGCACAGUGACUCGCAUGCUUAAAAUUAAGCACCUGCCUAAGUAUUUUGCAAGGUCAGACCAACAGCAUCCUUGAGCAAAUCUUAAAUAAUUUCUUGAUUUUAUAUUAAUUUUCUUUUUUGUAGUAGUUGCUCUGUUUUUUAACAAAGCAUAUGAUUUUAUUGGCUAUAAUUUCAAGCUUUAGAAGCUGCGUAGCAAAAUGUUUCAUACAAUUUUCUCCUUUCUUUUUCAAAUUCUAUCCAAAUGCUUUUUUGGACUAAAAGUCAAUUUGUUCAGACUUAGAAUCAUCUAAAAUGA